AUGGCCCGCCGGAGCUCGUUCACAUCCGCGUUGGGAGGCAAGUUGCGCACGCAGAGGCGCUUGGGGUUCAAGAACAUGUUCGGGUUUUUCAUCUUCUCCAGUUUCUCUUUGAAACUGGAGGUUUGGAGUUUCUGUUCCAUCGCGGUCAGCUUCUGGAACUCAGGGGAAGUCUCGAGGAUUACGCCUUCCAUCAAUAGGUCGCUGCGUUUCUUCGAGUUGGGGGCGGCAUUGCGCUUUUGCUCCUUGGCUUUCGACAAGUUGCUGGCCUCGUCCUUGCUGAUUGCCCGUGACAGGCGCAAGCGCCUACCAUUUAGGGAGAAUCCAAGGCCCGCAGCCGGUCCAUGUUUCACCUUGUUGCGGGCGCUCUUUUUGUCCUCCAAGUUGAAAUCGGCGUCACGUUCCAGCGCCAGCUCCUCCAUGGCCAAAAUCUUACGUGCGUCGUCGGCAUCCUCGAAAAGAAUGAAAGCGGUGCCACGGCUGACCCCUUUCUCAUCUUUACAAAUGUUGCAAGAUUUCACAGCGCCAUAG
Babesia ovata is the source of this 528-nucleotide messenger RNA. RefSeq lists its product as uncharacterized. Bases 1 to 528 code for a protein of 175 amino acids. The record is from RefSeq and is a predicted model, not a curated record. Lineage: Eukaryota; Apicomplexa; Aconoidasida; Piroplasmida; Babesiidae. The transcript has a single exon.